UGGGAGCUGUAGUAGGGGGCGGAAGGAAGAUGGCGUCCAAGAUCCGCGUGUUCUUGCGGCCGGUGAAGAGUAUCGCGGUCCGCUUCUGCCCCUUCGAGUCCAACGUGGAGAGCACGAGAAAAUUUCUUGCAUGUAUAAACCAUAAGAAAAUCCAGGCCACGAAUAGAAACUGCGAAGUGACUGCUGAUGUGAGACACGAUGGGUCGGAGCCACUUGUGGAUGUUAUGUUUGCUGAUGGAGAGCGAUUGAUAAUGAAGGGAGCCAACCUGACCACAAUAGAAAUGUUAACAGCAUUGAGCUCCAGGUGUAACGCCAAAGAGCUCAAGGAAGAACAGAAAAGCAAGAAGAAGAGUCCCUGAAGAACAGAAAACCAGCUGUGUUUGCAUUUACAUGUAUUGAAAACAGCAGGCUGCACAGAAGGCUUUUCUCCUGUAGAACAGAACCUGAGAGAGAGAGAUGGCCAAAACACUGACCAGUUUCAUGUGCAGCAGAAUGAACCAUUUAAAUGUUCUCCGUUUUCACCUGAAGGAGAACAUAGUGGAUCAGCAAAUCUUCUAACACUAGUAGGUCAGGGUGGCUUAAGAUGCAUGAAAGUGUCUUUCUAAGCAGCUGCCUCUCAGUUGUCUGCAUGUUGGGGUAAUAUCACAUGUAUUUGCACAUAGAUGUGAAUAAUGCACAUUAGCUAUUAAAUUAAUAUUACUGUGAAGACAGAUCUCUUUGGACAUUAUUUCUGACAAAAUGUCUACAGAGUGGAAUGCAAAGUAUUACUAGAGUUGUUAUUAUUUUUGAAAAUUAUGAAAUACAGAAAUUUGAAGAAAGCUUUGAAAGUAUUUAUCCUUGACUUCGCUGAGGGACAGCAAGCUGCAAAUAGAGAGUGGAUUUUGUAAUAUUAUGUUUAUAAUACAUCUGUUGCUAAGUCCCUGCCAUUUUCUUCCUCUCUCUUUCAAGAAAGUGUGAAAUUUCUUAAAUGUAAAUUUAGCUCAGCAAUUAAAGUAACAAGGUAAUGGGACUGUGAGCACACGGUAGAGCUACUAAUCCUGUGUAAAAGCAGCUAAGUUUAGCUCAAAGACGAAGGUAAGUCAGGUUUUUUUGAUAAUUGGAGGAAAGGGCUAUCUUUGAAGUUCAGUUUUGUAAUGUUUUUGUCACUCACUUCUGAGAGAUUUCAUUAUGUAUUUUAUAAAGAUCAAAGGGAGAGCUUUAUUUGGUGUUUAUA
Molecule: messenger RNA, 1213 nt
Organism: Calidris pugnax (ruff)
Lineage: Eukaryota; Metazoa; Chordata; Aves; Charadriiformes; Scolopacidae
Gene: MRPL53
Product: mitochondrial ribosomal protein L53
Exons: 3
Coding region: 30-359 (109 amino acids)
Cellular component (GO): mitochondrial large ribosomal subunit
Source: RefSeq, a predicted model, not a curated record